ACCAUAAAGUCAUCAUCCAGCUAUCUUCUUAUUGGUUGUAUAUUUUUCUCUGAACGGAUAAACAUUUUCAGUUUUAGUUUGUGAUUUUAGAUCAUUUUCAGAAUUUUUGUUUUCUAAUUUCUACCUAUUGAGAAGCAAAGAGAAACUGGAAACUAUCGUAUAAAUUUAAGUUUAUUUAAUAAAAAAUAAAAUCUAAAUCCAUUACAUUCAUAAUUUGUUUUCACCUCUAAUGAUAGAUCAUAUCUACAUACGAAAAAUAUGGAAGUUGACUUUAUUGUUUCUUAAUUAUUUAAACCACCGUUCUUCUUUCCUAUCUCGUGCUUAAAACCUACGAUAUUCCUCUCCAUCUCUCCAUCUCCCUCCCUUCUUUACACAAAUAUCAACCUAUCAUCAGAUGAUAAUAAGGUAACACUAAAUAAACAAACCUCUACAUAUCAAAUAGGAAAUGGAAGCUGAAGAGGAAAAUAAGGGCAGUAUAAGUAUGGUCGAGGCUAAGCUGCCUCCUGGGUUUAGAUUUCACCCGAGAGACGACGAGCUUGUCUGCGACUACUUAGUGAAAAGAAACGUUCGCAGCCGCUAUCAACCAGUGGUCUUGAUCGAAGUCGAUCUCAACAAGUGCGAGCCUUGGGACAUUCCUCUUAUCAAUUGUACAGAAUCGGCGAGAGUAGGAGGUAAAGAAUGGUAUUUUUACAGCCAAAAAGAUCGGAAAUACGCAACAGGGCAAAGAACAAACCGGGCUACGGCCACCGGUUAUUGGAAAGCAACCGGUAAAGAUAGAGCAAUCCAAAGAAAUGGUAGCCUUGUGGGCAUGAGAAAGACACUUGUGUUUUACAGAGGUCGAGCCCCUAAAGGUCGUAAAACUGAUUGGGUCAUGCACGAGUUUCGUCUCCAAGGAACUUUUAUCCACCAUUCUCCCAAGGAAGAAUGGGUAUUGUGUAGAGUUUUCAACAAGAACAACAAUGAAGAUGAGAAGGGCAACAACAUGAUAAGCUGCUCUGAUGAAACAGCUUCUGCAUCAAUGGACUCUUAUAUCAACUUCGAUCAUCAUCACAUCAUCAACCAGCAAGUGCCCUGCUUCUCCAAUCUGUCACAGAACCAAAUCGGUUUGGUCUACAAGAAUCCUAACCCGUUGUCUAUUAAUCCUUCCUCUGAUCAAAUGGUUCUCAAGGCUUUGCUAAGUCAGCUUACCAACAAUACCAAAGAAUCACAGAGCUAUGGAGAAGGAAGCUCAGAAAGCCAAUUGACCGACGUUGGCAAACCAAGCCGUGGUGCUUGGAAAUAUUGAUCACUACCCAGAAAUCUAUAAUCAUGUGUAUGAAUCAUACAUAUUAUUCACCAAUGCAAACAUUUAUUCACCCAUCUCGUGUAAACAUUGUUAUACGUCAUCUUCUUAUCUAUUAUUCACCAAUGCAAACAUUUUUCAUGUGUAAUUUUUUUUAUUUGAACCAUUUCUUAGAAACUGCAUAAAAAUUUAAUAUCUUUCGAUAUGUUUACAUUUUUAU
Brassica napus (rape) is the source of this 1502-nucleotide messenger RNA. RefSeq names its product NAC domain-containing protein 21/22. The transcript is spliced from 3 exons. Gene Ontology annotation, molecular function: DNA binding. NCBI's taxonomy places the organism in Eukaryota, Viridiplantae, Streptophyta, Magnoliopsida, Brassicales, Brassicaceae. The record is from RefSeq and is a predicted model, not a curated record. Gene Ontology annotation, biological process: regulation of DNA-templated transcription. The coding region runs from base 446 to 1285 and encodes 279 amino acids.